AUACUAACGAAUUUUCAGAAAUCGACAUUCGUUUUCGUGAUUGGAUGCUUUCUUGUAUUUUUCUUAGCCAAGUAAUCUAUGCAAAUCGGUUGAUUUACGUGGAAAUGGUGUAAUUUCAAUUUUCCUCUUAUCAAUUCUCUCGGACUCGCUUUUCAAAUCCUAUCCCUUCUCAGAAACAGCGGAAUGUCAGCAGCCAUUUCUUACGUUCCAACCUUUCGAUUCUCUCCGUGUUUUCCUUUUCGCUUAAAAUCGCCAAAACCCAUUUCGUUUCCGGAAUUUCCCACCUCGGCAUCGGUUUUUGUUGGUGGGUUUCUCUCAAGAAGAUCUGACUUUGAGAAAUUCAAGUGUCUGGCGCAGAAAGAGAUGAAUGAGAUGAGGAGAAUUUCUUCUUUCGGCAGCCAUGAGGAUGCUGAAAAUCGUGGGUUUAUGGAAAGUGACGGGUCGUCGGAGCUUACACGCAGCUUAUGGUCUGGUGGAUUGGAAUCAGCUCUCAAUCGAUCGAGCAAGUGGCUAGUUGCUGCCCUUUUUGGGUCUGUCAUUAUUUUGAAGCAUGAUGCUGAAGCCUUGUGGGCCGCAAUGGGAGCAGUCUUAAAUUCCUCGCUCUCCACUACUUUGAAGCAGAUACUUAACCAGCAGCGACCUGCCUCUGCUUUGAGAUCUGACCCUGGGAUGCCAUCUUCUCAUGCACAAUCCAUCUUCUAUAUUGCAGUCUUUGCUGUCGUUUCAUUGAUCGAGUGGCUAGGAAUCAAUGCACUUACACUGACUUUUGCAGCACUUAUCUUGAUUUGUGGCGCAUAUCUUUCAUGGCUACGAGUCUCGCAGCAGCUUCACACCGUCAGCCAAGUCGUUGUGGGUGCCACAGUGGGAUCCAUUUGUUCGAUCCUAUGGUUCUGGUCAUGGCAUGAAUUCAUGUUGAAAGCAUUCAAUUCCUUUCUAUGGGUUCGGAUCGUUGUGCUUUUGGGAUCGGCAAUCUUUUCUGUGGGCUUCUUGUUGUAUGUGAUUCGAAAUUGGCUUGUGGAAGAGAACUAAGGUUUGUAAAUGACCAGAUGGUGUAAGCCAGUGUAAAAUAUUUUAAUUUUUAAAAUCAACACCUAAUCUUUUGAGGUUCUGCUCA
Messenger RNA from Magnolia sinica, 1114 nucleotides. RefSeq names its product lipid phosphate phosphatase epsilon 2, chloroplastic. Gene Ontology annotation, molecular function: dolichyldiphosphatase activity. Gene Ontology annotation, cellular component: endoplasmic reticulum membrane; intracellular membrane-bounded organelle. The transcript is spliced from 4 exons. NCBI's taxonomy places the organism in Eukaryota, Viridiplantae, Streptophyta, Magnoliopsida, Magnoliales, Magnoliaceae. Bases 184 to 1029 code for a protein of 281 amino acids. Gene Ontology annotation, biological process: protein N-linked glycosylation; lipid biosynthetic process. The record is from RefSeq and is a predicted model, not a curated record.